UUAUUAUAUUAGUAUUACUACAUGUAGUGUUAGUAGCAUUAUUUGUAGACUAGUAUUAGUAUUAAUAGUUAUUAGUGUUAAAUUAUAAUAAGCUACUCACUAGUGUUGAUUGAGAGAUCAGACUAGAGGGAGUACAAGAUAAGAGAAGAGAAGACUACUAACAGUCAGUAUAAGCUAUACUUUAUUGAAGAAAGGUAAUUUACAGUUUAUACAAUAUUUAAUAUUAGGCCCUGUAUAAAACUGAAACAAGAAAUAGUGAGACAAUUAACUACUAGGACAAAAGAGUGUUUAUUGAGAGAACAGACUAGAGGGAGUACAAGAUAAGAGAAGAGAAGACUACUAACAGUCAGUAUAAGCUACUCCAGUAAAGAAAGAGAAGCAGUGGAGCUAAACUAAGGAUCAAUUACAACUCAAAAAAUGGCUGGGAUAGAAGAACUACCAGUAGAUGACUCAGCAAAACAAAUAGAUUGGGAUGAAUAUUACAUGAAGAUAGCCUGUUUAGCUGCUUUAAGAAGCAAAGACCCCAGGACACCAGUUGGUGCAUGUAUUGUUGACAGUGAAAAUGAACAAAUAGUUGGGAUUGGAUAUAAUUCUAUGCCAAAAGAUGAAAAUUUUACUUGGAAAGGAACAAGUUCAACAAAGAAAACAAGUUCUUUAGAUCCACAAGAAAAUGCUGCAAAUCCUGAAUUAAAAUAUGCCUAUGUUGUUCAUGCAGCAGUUAAUGCUAUCCUUAACAAAACAAAAGAGAGCAUCAAAGGAUGCACAUUAUAUACAACACUACAUCCUGAUGAUGACUGUGCUCGUGCUAUUGUAACAGCUGGGAUAAAAAAAGUUGUGUACUGCAUGUACAAAAGAGACAAAAACCUAGAAGUUGGAAUGAAAAUAGCAGAUGUUUUCUUUGACAUUAAAGGAGUUAAACUCAGGAAAUUACCAGAAGCUAGUUUGAAAGUUUGUGAAUAUGUAAAAGAAUUACAAAAUAGAAUUGAUGUAGGAGGUAAAAAUAAGUCUAGUGAAGAACAGUCAGGUGAAGAAGAGCCAAGUGUAGACAGGAAAAUUGAACCAGCAUCAUGGGAAAAGUUCUUUAUGAGUAUGGCAAAACUUAGCCAAGAAAGACCAGGAGACUUUAAAAACAAAGCAGUAGGAGCAUGUAUAGCAUCACCAGACAAUCAAAUAAUGGCUGUUACAUACAGUGGUGAGCCUGAUGGUAUAGAAGAUGAAGUUAAAAGAUUAGCAAAAGAACGACAUGAUUUAACACUAACAAAAAUACCAGAAUUCUAUACACAUGCUGAAUACAGAGCAAUUGUUGGUAAACCAUCAGUUAGAGGAUAUACACUAUAUGUCACUUCAUAUCCAUGCAAUGUGUGUGCUAAAGUUAUAGUAGAGUCUGGUAUAAAAGAGGUUGUACAUUAUAAAAAUGGAGAUUGGAAUGAUGAUCGAUGUUAUAGCUCAAGAAAAAUAUUGACUACUUGUUUAGGUCCUUCAAACAUAAGAAAAUAUGGGAAUGGAGACAGUAUAAAUGAGAGCCAAGAUGAAGCAAGUCGCAGUAUUGCUAUUGAAGAACCAGGCCAUACUUAAAUUUCAAAGAUAACAAUAACUGACGUGCAGUAGUGAAAUAGUGAAUCAGAAUUAUAUCUAGUAUUACAAAACAUUAUUAUUAUAUUAGUAUUGCUACAUGUAGUGUUAGUAGCAUUAUUUAUAGACUAGUAUUAGUAUUAAUAGUUAUUAGUAUUAGAUUAUGAUGAGAUGGCAAGUGUCA
Molecule: messenger RNA, 1756 nt
Organism: Amphimedon queenslandica
Lineage: Eukaryota; Metazoa; Porifera; Demospongiae; Haplosclerida; Niphatidae
Exons: 9
Coding region: 418-1575 (385 amino acids)
Cellular component (GO): cytoplasm
Molecular function (GO): dCMP deaminase activity
Source: RefSeq, a predicted model, not a curated record